CUCCAUUUUUCAAUUCAAUUGUUCUCUCUUCUCCUAACAUCUCUCUCUCUCUCUCUCUCUCUCUCUCUGUUCUUGCCUAUCUUCCUGCAGCUGUGCUUCCUGUCGCUGAGGCUGAAGCUAGGGUUGUCCCUCUCGAAUCGGUGGAGAAAGACCUAUUAUGGUUGCCGAUCAAAUCCCUAAUUCAGUUCAGACUUUGAUAUUACUCGCGUGGAACCUAGCCAACUCCUCACUCUUUUGCAUACUUCCCAUGGCCGAGCUGAUAAAUUUUACUCAUUCUCCUAUUAGUGAUUUCCAUGAGAUGCAGUCAAGUGUUACAGCAGACUCUCUAGCAUAUUCAUCCAGUAUUGAUGACUUCAUUGCCUAUCUUGAUGAUGCAUUAGCUGCAACUUCGCCAGAUGAAAAUCAAGAUGAGCUGGAAAGUGUCAGAAUAAAAAGGCGCAAGUUUGAAAGUGACGAGGAAACUGAGGAGUCUACUUCAGAAGUGUGUACACAUCCUGGUUCAUUUGGAGACAUGUGUAUACGUUGUGGCCAAAAGUUGGAUGGUGAAUCUGGUGUCACAUUUGCCUACAUACACAAGGGACUCAGACUCCAUCAUGAGGAGAUCUCUAGACUGCGCAAUACAGAUGCGAAUAAAAAGCUGUACCUGAUGCUCGAUCUAGAUCACACUCUAUUAAAUUCCACUCAUCUUGCUCAUUUGAACACUCAAGAGUUGCAUUUAAUUUCCCAGCCAGAUUCUCUUGGAGGUAGCCUUUUCAAAUUGGACAAAAUGCAUAUGAUGACCAAGUUGAGGCCUUUUGUCCGCACAUUUCUAAGAGAAGCAAGUGAAAUGUUUGACAUGUACAUAUACACCAUGGGUGAUCGACCCUAUGCAUUAGAGAUGGCUAAGCUGCUUGAUCCUCAAGGAAAAUACUUCAAUGCAAAGGUGAUUUCUCAAGAUGAUGGCACUCAAAAGCAUCAGAAGGGUCUUGAUAUUGUGUUGGGGCAAGAAAGUGCUGUUGUAAUUCUUGAUGAUACAGAACAAGCAUGGGUGAAGCAUAAAGAUAAUUUGAUUCUGAUGGAAAGAUACCACUUUUUUGGUUCAAGUUGCCGGCAAUUUGGUCUCAAUUGCAAAUCUUUAGCUGAAUUGAAGAGUGACGAAGACGAAGCUGAAGGAGCACUUAAUAAAAUCCUUAAAGUUCUUAAGCAAGUCCAUUAUAAAUUCUUUGAUGAACUUAAAGAAGAUAUAGCUGAACGAGAUGUAAGGCAGAUUUUGAAAUCAGUUCGAAGGGAAGUCUUGGGCGGAUGCGUGAUUGUUUUCAGCCGUAUCUGCCAUGGAGCAUUACCAUCACUCCGGAAGAUGGCUGAGCAGUUGGGAGCCACUUGUUUAAUGGAACUUGACUCCUCCGUGACACAUGUGGUGGCUACUGAUGCUGGAACCGAGAAGGCUCGGUGGGCAGUGAAAGAGAAGAGAUUUUUGGUUCAUCCCCAAUGGAUAGUGGCUGCAAAUUAUUUUUGGGAGAAGCAACCUGAGGAGAACUUCGUCCUCAAGAAAAUGCAGUAGUAACUAGUAACUUUUCUUGUAGCAUCACACACUUUGCUGUGUUCAUAUUGUGCAUAUGGGUCAAUACUCUAUAGAUUACACAAUUUUAUAAAUAUUAUAUUUAAAUAAUUUAAAUAUAUAAAUCCCCAAUUAUGAACGUACAUUUUUUCCCUGUCACUUGUCGGUGCAACUAAUAAAUUC
Messenger RNA from Arachis ipaensis, 1720 nucleotides. Lineage: Eukaryota; Viridiplantae; Streptophyta; Magnoliopsida; Fabales; Fabaceae. The record is from RefSeq and is a predicted model, not a curated record.